Candoia aspera is the source of this 4470-nucleotide messenger RNA. RefSeq names its product potassium voltage-gated channel subfamily Q member 1 (gene KCNQ1). The transcript is spliced from 17 exons. Gene Ontology annotation, molecular function: voltage-gated potassium channel activity. Bases 112 to 2163 code for a protein of 683 amino acids. The record is from RefSeq and is a predicted model, not a curated record. Gene Ontology annotation, cellular component: voltage-gated potassium channel complex; membrane. NCBI's taxonomy places the organism in Eukaryota, Metazoa, Chordata, Lepidosauria, Squamata, Candoiidae. Gene Ontology annotation, biological process: potassium ion transmembrane transport.
CGGUGAGACUCUCCAGCCGCGCCUGCCUUUGCCUGCCGGGGCGCGCAGCAUUCUCGCUUGCCCCCCUCGCUUGCCCCAGUUGGCUUCCCCGCGCCUUUCCUCGACGGGACGAUGUCGUCUUCCGCCCCAAAGGCGGAGAGGAGAGCGUGGAGCUUGGGGCGCCUGUCCCUUCCAUCCAGGAAAGGCAGCCUGAAGCCGUCCGCCCUUGAGCUAGCCGAGAACGCCCCCAACGCCAACUACGCGCCGUUUUCCGCCUCCGCAGGACCCCAGGGGACGAAGCAGCCGCCGAGCAGCGGCGAAGUGGCAGAGGCGGCCACGGUAGUGAUGAGCGCCGAUUUCCCGCGCCCGCCGAUCAGCUUAGACCCGCGCGUCUCCAUCUACAGCGUCCGCAGACCUCUGCUCAGCCGCAGCAACAUCCAAGGCCGGGUCUACAACUUCUUGGAGAGACCCACCGGCUGGAAGUGCUUCGUCUAUCACUUCACUGUUUUCCUCAUAGUGCUGAUCUGCCUUAUAUUCAGUGUGCUUUCCACGAUUGAUCAAUAUGCAACUCUGGCCACAGGGACAUUAUUUUGGAUGGAAAUUGUAUUAGUGGUAUUUUUUGGAACUGAGUAUGUGGUUCGAUUGUGGUCUUCAGGAUGCCGCAGUAAAUAUGUUGGUUUCUGGGGAAGGCUUCGUUUUGCUAGAAAGCCCAUUUCUAUCAUUGAUCUUAUUGUAGUUGUCGCCUCCAUGAUUGUACUUUGUGUUGGUUCCAAAGGUCAAGUUUUUGCAACCUCUGCUAUCAGAGGCAUCCGGUUUCUGCAGAUUCUGCGCAUGCUUCAUGUAGAUCGACAGGGUGGCACAUGGAGACUGUUGGGAUCAGUAGUGUUUAUACAUAGACAGGAAUUAAUAACUACCCUGUACAUUGGGUUUCUGGGCUUGAUUUUUUCUUCAUAUUUUGUGUAUUUGGCUGAAAAAGAUGCUGUGAAUGACUCAGGCGAGCAUGAAUUUAGCAGCUAUGCUGAUGCACUUUGGUGGGGAGUGGUGACUGUUACAACCAUUGGUUAUGGAGACAAGGUGCCUCAAACAUGGAUAGGAAAAACCAUUGCAUCUUGCUUUUCUGUAUUUGCAAUAUCAUUUUUUGCCCUGCCUGCAGGAAUCCUUGGUUCUGGAUUUGCUCUGAAGGUACAGCAGAAACAAAGGCAAAAGCAUUUCAACCGACAAAUUCCAGCAGCUGCUUCUCUUAUUCAGACGGCCUGGAGGUGCUAUGCAUCAGAAAACCCAGAUUCUUCCACGUGGAAAAUAUACAUUAAAAAACCUUCCAGAAGUUAUCACUUGAUGUCUCCUAGUCCCAAGCCAAAGAAAACAGGGAUGGUGUCGGUAAAAAAGAGGAAAACUAAAGCAGAAAAGGAUAAUGGAUCACUUUCUCCUGAUAAGACUUUACCUGUUCCACAAAUCACAUUUGACCAUGUGUUGGAGGAUAGGAAAUCUGAUAUCUUUCAUUUGGAUCCCUAUGAAAAUUCUGACCGACAACAUUCCUGGCCAUCCUUUUCUACAGAGCAACCAUCUCCUAGUUCUCCCCCAACUCCAGUUAAAAGGAACUCUCCAUUUUUAGAGGCACAUACAAGACCAUUCAUUAGAACAAACAGCUUUGCUGAUGAACUUGACCUGGAGGGUGAGACAUUGCUGACUCCAAUAACUCACAUCUCACAUUUGAAAGAACAUCACCGUUCUGCCAUUAAAGUGAUACGCCGCAUGCAGUAUUUUGUGGCAAAGAAGAAAUUUCAGCAAGCAAGAAAGCCAUAUGAUGUACGUGAUGUUAUAGAACAAUAUUCUCAGGGUCACCUCAACUUAAUGGUCCGAAUAAAAGAGCUUCAAAGAAGAUUGGACCAAUCUAUAGGGAAGCCAUCACUAUUUAUUUCUGUCUCAGAAAAAAAUAAAGACCGAGGGAAUAAUACAGUUGGUGCCCGGCUGAACAGAGUCGAAGACAAGGUAGUCCAAAUAGACCAGAAGCUGAAUCUCAUCACAGACUUGCUGCACCGCCUGCUUUCCAGCCAGCAAGGAAGCCAAGGCAGCUCCAAAGCGCCUCCUAGGAAUGACGUCAGCUCUAACCUCCUUUCCACCAGCGCACUCCCAACCUAUGAACAACUGACAGUUCCAACAGCACUGCAUGAUGAUGGUUCCUGAUGUGGCAGAGACCUGUUCCCUUUCAUUAAAUUGACACUCCAUAUUAUGAAUCUUGAUGGGGGCUGGGGAGAAAUUUAAGCUCAUAAUCAGCCAUACAAGCAUGAAACUUUACUAUUAGGCUAAUUUUACAAUCCUCAUAUAUGUUCUUCCAAAGAAAAUGAUUCAGACAACUACCAAACCUUAAAACCUAUACUGUGUUGUUAUUCCUUAUUCAUGUGAUGCAUUCAUAAGCUCUAAUUUCUUUCCUUGGUGUAAAUAAUUCUGCUACAAUCUAUCACAAUACUGAAAGACUAAAAGAGUAAUUGAUCCUAAUAUUAGCAAAAAGACAAUCAGCGUAUGUGCCCGGGUUAUGGUGCUGCUGCUACAGACAUCAUUCUGAGGUCUUGCACAACCAAACAUGAUUGAAAUGGACUGAAAACUCUACAACAACUUUGCUUGGCUGAGUGCAUCCCGGGGCCCUUCAGUAAGAAUGAUACUUGAACUUAGUGAUGUGCGGAUUCUGUUUAUGACUCUGCUGGUAGUGAUAUAGUUUUACUCAUUAGAUUCUAAAAGAGAAUGUAUAUAAAUUGCCAUUCUACAGAAUAGCAGGAGCAUACACUGAAUAAUUUUUCUCCCACCCUCCAUUUUCAUCGUUUAUUCUACACAAUAUUGCAAGAACUACCACAUUUAAAACAAAAAUCUUCAGGGAAGAAUUCGUGCUUUAAUCUAAAACCAUAUUGUUUGUAAAGAAAGAUAAUACAGAUUUCUUUUGUAUAAUAUUGUAAUGCAAUCGGGACAUUGAAAUGUUGAAAAGGAACUUUAAAAAAAAAAGCAAUUAUAUUGCUGCCAAAUAAUUUAUAUUCCAUAGUAUUUAUUACUAUCCUGGGUGUAUUUGUCAGAAAGAGCUUUCAAAAUUCAUAGCCUUGUGUAUUGAAAUAGAUUUAGUUUAUUUCUCAGUGUACUGUAAUGUGCACAGGUCUAGAAUAAGUGGAUCUUGUUGAUCGGGAGCUUGAAAGUGAUGCUUUGGGGCAAUACAGCAGUACAUUUGAACAUUAUGCAAAUGUACUGCCGAGUCAGAUGCACAUUCACUUCUUUCUUUGGCUGGCACACUAUUACAGAAUGUCCAACAGUAAUGUGUAAAUCUUGUUCAUGUUAAGAUACACAAGCUCCUCAGUUUGUUUGGUUACUGCAAAGACGUUCUACUCACUGAAUGUGGAAGUGGCUCUGCACUCAUCUGUUUGAGGUUCUCUGUUACGUCCAAGCUGUGAAAUGAAUGGGAAGCAGGCAUAUUUUAUUUUUCUGCAAAUCCUGCUCUGUUAAUACAACAAUUGGCUCUUUUGUAGAAAAAAUCCCCAUAUGCAGGAUGACAACAAGAGCUGUCCAUGUCCUUUAUGCAGAGCAGAUGCUGCAAUUUAGCUCUGUGAAAAUCUCAUUGGAUAUUUAUUUUCUUUUUAAAUCAGGUUUCUUGCUUCCUUGGGAAAUGAAACUCAAACUGUAUGACCAGAUAGCAUCAGGAUCAUAGAUGGGUUGUUCAUAUUGCCUCUCUUCAUCUCAGGCAUCAGUUGGCUCUCAUAUUCAGCUAUGAAUCACCAAGCACUAACUAAUCUGUCUGUGAGCAUGCAUGAAUCUACUGGGAUUCAAAGAUCAACAGAAACUGGAGAAAGGGGGGCUUUCUAAUGCAUGGGGAGGGGAAGCAAAACUGUAUGAACUGAAACUGAAUUCUACAAACAUCCAUAUCUAAGUCUGGGUUUGGAGUUUCUAUAAGGAAAAUGUUUCUCUCAUCACAUAAAUGUAGUCUUAAAUACAGGGCUCCAUGUUUUGGUGCAUAGGGAUUUGAUCCAACCAAGUGAGCGGCAGUUAAAACCGGAUAUUGUCCUAAAGUCCAGAUGGAAAGUGAAAGAUCCCCCUGCUACUCAUGUCACAUAGUCUCUCUUACCUCUAAAAAUAGCAUAAUGGAAUAUAAUGGUUGGGAGGGGCCUUUUGCUCUCUUCCAAAGCUGCCUAUCUUGCACGCUAGAUGUUAUUGCUGAAGAAGCAAGGUGUGUAUAACUGGCUAGAAACUAUAGUCAAAAGCUACAAGCGUGAAAAAAAAAUAGGAAUGGCUGCAAAAAUCUGGAUGGCCACUAAGCAGCAGAAAGGCAAACACAAUUCUAACUCUUUAUAGCCUCUAGUUUUCUGUCUGGAAGUUUGCAGCCCAGAUAUCAUCACUAUAGAUGCCCUGUUCUAUUGGCAAUCCUUUAUCUACCAGCCUUCCCUUGAUGACAGAUGAUCCAGAUCCUGGUUCAGAAAUCUACUUUUUACAUGAUACUUCAAUGUAUUACUGAAGAAC